UAUAUUUGGCACCCACCUCGGAGAGACUUUCCCAAGUAGUAUGGAUCUGGGAAUUUCGAAGGACAGUGGCAUUUCCCGGAAGAGAAAAUCCAUGACGGAGUUUGAUCUUCGAGCGUGGAAGGACCAGUGGUUGAAGCUCUUUCCCUCCAGUCACGUCUUCCUCGACGUUGACCCCAAUUCGACCCAGGACUACACCAAAUACACAUUACGAUUAAAAUCACUUGGGUGCAAUAUUGUGACAAAGUUCAACCUCCAGGUCACAAUUAUCGUUAGCGAUAGAUCAUACAACUCGGCGAUACCCUACCCGUCCUGGGACCCGUUUACCCACCUUUGCAGCCAUCCCCAUAUUAAGGUAUGGUCUGCUGCCAAAUGUGAGCGGUUCUUGCAUCAUUUCCGCCGUCUUAGUAACCCCUACGUUCCCCCAGAGCAUCAGGCCGAGCGUGGGUUCCAAUACUUUGACAAGUCCAAGUACAUGGCCAUGGUGUACGAUCUCCAGCAGCGGCAGCGCCCUGUGGGAGUCAAAGAGUAUGCCAAAAGAAGCCAGCCGUUGUUUUGUAGCUCUCCAUCCGCCACGUUUGUUGGCGGAUACAUUUGCAUGGCCAAGAACCCAAUCACCCCUGAGAAGCAAGCAGCUAUUGUCGAAGCAUCUAGCGUGGAACGGUACAGAGACGAAAAUGCGACGAACGGCAGAAUGGGGCUGUAUAUGAGCCACGAGACAUAUGGACCGGGGGUCCCCCUCCACCGCACCUGGAGACGCAGCUCUGAAGAAGCACGACGUCUCAAGAGGUUGAGCGAGCUUUCCGUCCAUCCUUCGGUAUCAGAAAAGCUCAGAACAUUAAAGCUGAAAGAAAAAGAUCUGGAAAAGUCACCCAUAAUGACUCCAGUGAAGAGGCAAAACAAAGGGCCAAACACACAGCUUCUUACUCCACGGGACAGCCCUAUCAAACCCCUCGUUCAGGACUGUACCAACCCCCCGAGCACGGUCUACUGUGAACCGUGCCGCACCUUUAUUGAUCACUACGAAGAGCACAAGGUGUCGGCAAAACAUAGAAUGGCAAUCAGCUCGCCAGAAAGCCGUGAGGUGUACCGCGACAUCGAUCUGUUGAUAAGUCGCAUUGGCCAAGUCAGCGGUCUCAGUAGAUCCGUCAGUUAUUGGACAUGAACAUAACGAAAGCAGUAACUUAAUGAAUCACGAAUGAAACAGUAAUGU
Molecule: messenger RNA, 1210 nt
Organism: Babjeviella inositovora NRRL Y-12698
Lineage: Eukaryota; Fungi; Ascomycota; Pichiomycetes; Serinales
Exons: 1
Coding region: 41-1162 (373 amino acids)
Molecular function (GO): zinc ion binding; nucleic acid binding
Source: RefSeq, a predicted model, not a curated record